CUAGCACUAAAACUAUUUUAUUUUUAUCUUUUCUAUAACUAAAUUAUCAAUAUGGUACCAAUCUCGCAAGUUCUAAACGUUUUGGUUAUAAGAAAUCUUCGCAUUCUGCAACCUCAGCAAAUGUGCUUGCAACAGAUUUCGAAAUAUAGCGAGAAGAUCCGUGAUGCCGGCAAGGCCAAAGAGAAUGUGCACUUCUUAAAAAUGCAAAGGGAACAGCUUAAAGAGUUGCGAAAAAAGAUACUCAAGGAACGCGAAUUGCUUAAGGACAAAAUUUCAGAGCUUGACAAGCAGAUUGAGGAUAUUAAAAAGAAGAAUAGCCAGAAACAAGCAGAGAAACAAUAGAGUACAAGAAAUUUCAAUUUCAAACAAAUUAUGUUAGUUUCAAAAUAAAUUACA
Molecule: messenger RNA, 396 nt
Organism: Drosophila busckii
Lineage: Eukaryota; Metazoa; Arthropoda; Insecta; Diptera; Drosophilidae
Exons: 3
Coding region: 52-342 (96 amino acids)
Source: RefSeq, a predicted model, not a curated record